UGACAGCUGAGUUGUCUUGACAACUGCCCUUCGAUAACAAACGAAUUUUAAACUCACUGAUUACAUUCUGCGCCAAAAUUUUGGCUGUUCCGUUAAAAAGCAAACUACGUUGUAAAAUACUUGUACUUUUAUUCAGUUUAGAUUUUUUUGGAAGUUUUCUAGAUAUUUGUAAAGAUUGGUGUAGCGAUGACACGGAGAGGGGCUGCGCGCAAACUGGUUCCACAGAGUACUCCUACAGAGCCCAAGCCAAAGACUUUGAAACAAGAGCAGAUGUGUCGUUCACCAAAGUUUGCUAAGACACCUCCAAAGUCGGUGUACUCUAUGACUUCACGUGAUUUCCAAGUGGAUACAAACGCUCACGUAGAAGUGAUCGCUGAGCAAUUAAAGGACUUCUGCUGUCUCAAUUUUUAUCAAGCUGCCAUAUUGCACAAUAAACAUCUUUUUCGAGGUCGCACUGUGCUGGAUGUAGGUUGCGGCGUAGGCAUACUCUCAUUAUUCGCCGCCAAGGCUGGUGCAGCUCAUGUGUAUGCGGUAGAUACUUCCAGUGUAUUGGACUACACUGAGCAAAUUGUGCGUGAGAAUGGUUAUGCUGAUGUGAUACAUAUAAUCAAGGGAACUUUGGAGCAGAUACAAUUGCCAGUUGCGGAAGUAGAUAUAAUCAUAUGUAAUUGGUUGGGCUAUUCUAUGCUCUUCCAAUCGGCUUGUGAUUUAGUAAUUUAUGCGCGUGAUAAGUGGCUGAAGAAGGAGAAUGGCAUCAUAUUACCGGAUGUGGCAAAACUAUUUAUGGCUGCUGUGGAGGAUACUAAAAAUAAAAAUGAACGUGUAGAAUGGUGGAAUGAUGUAUAUGGUGUGAACAUGAAAUGCGUGCGAGAGUUUGCAUUGUCCGAACCGAGCUUUCAGUUGGUGCAGCCACAGCAAUUGCUGAGCACACAAUUUGGAGUCAAGUACCUGAAUAUGUACACUGCAACAAAGAAGGAUUUGAACUUUCGUUGUAAAUAUAUGCUCGAAAUGCGCCGCAGUGGUCAUGUGGAUGGCAUCGUAACAUUUUUUCAUGUCUUCUUUACUAAGUCACACACGCCAAUGAGUUUCAGGACGGAUCCGUGUGAGAUGCGUACACACUGGAUGCAAAGUGUAUUUUACCUUGACAGACCAGUGUACGUCAAUUCUGGUGAACUUUGCUACGGAGGCAUUGAAAUGUGUUCAGUGGGCCGUAACUGUGAUCUCAAUAAUAUGGAGCUAGGUUUUGAAAUGUACAGUGGUGAGCCAGCUCAGUUUCAAUUGGAAGCAGAAAUGCGCUGGCAGCUUAAACCACAUGCAGCGAUACCCAACGAUAAAAUCAAAGAAAAAAAUAAAGAAAAUGGUUCGGGACACAACCAACAGAAGGAGGAAGCUGAAAAAACCGAAUUGUUGCAGACAAAAUCUGCGUCUUCGAAGGAGUCUGUUAAGACUGAUAAAGAAGAAAAACCAACGCGCACCAAAUCCCCAGUCUCGCCCACUAUUGUAAUAGGAGAUUAUGCAUAUCCUUGCGUGGCGGGAAAGAAGUGCAAAAAAUUAAAGCACUCUAAGAAAGGAUAAGAAGUCGGGUACAAUAGAGCUUAGAAUACUUUAUAGGCAUAGAACUAUCAAUAUAUUAUCAAAAGGGUUCAAGAGACAAUUCGUAUAUGUAUAACGACAUCACACUUUUGUACAUAGAAUACAUAUACAUAAACACGUUGGCAAGGCUGAAUUUUCAAUAAUAAUACAUAAUUAUAAUUAAUUAAUUAAUUAAUUAAAAAAAAGAAUUACAUAAAAUAUUAUUGGUUAUCAAUUAACUUAAUUGGAUAUUUGACAUAAGUGAGAUCGUUUAUUUAUGUAUUAAAAUUUUUUUCUUAAUUUUUCCGUUUCUGUAAAACAAAAUUGAAUUCCACAAGUGGGUCAUCCAUAUCCUCUUGUCUUUAGUCUUAUUUCAAUGAUUAAUAAUCGACAAUUUGAUUUUCGUUUUAUGAGCUUCGUCCUUUCCUCAUUUCGUCAAAUAUUCAAACUUCAUAAAUUUUUAACCUCUUUAUUUUAAUUAUCAGGAUGUAAUUAUACAUAACUUAAUGAAGUUAAAAAAAUUUAUUG
Rhagoletis zephyria (snowberry fruit fly) is the source of this 2100-nucleotide messenger RNA. Its product is annotated as protein arginine N-methyltransferase 1-like. Lineage: Eukaryota; Metazoa; Arthropoda; Insecta; Diptera; Tephritidae. Gene Ontology annotation, cellular component: nucleus. Gene Ontology annotation, molecular function: histone methyltransferase activity; protein-arginine omega-N asymmetric methyltransferase activity; protein-arginine omega-N monomethyltransferase activity. Gene Ontology annotation, biological process: peptidyl-arginine methylation, to asymmetrical-dimethyl arginine; chromatin remodeling. The record is from RefSeq and is a predicted model, not a curated record.